AUGGAUCAUAAGGCUGAGGAGAAAAGAAAGCAGUGCCAUGGCUUGACUUUAUUGGAACAAGUAAAGAGAAUGAAAGAAUCAACAGAGAUCAUUGAUGUUGUCCUAGUUGCAGAAGGUGAGAAAUUCCCCUGCCAUAAGGUGGUGCUGGCUGCCUUCAGUCCCUAUUUCAAAGCCAUGUUUACCUGUGGCUUGGUUGAAUGCACGCAAAGAGAAGUGGUACUGUAUGACAUCUCUGCAGAAAGCGUGUCCGUAAUACUCAAUUACAUGUACAGUGCAGAUUUGCACCUCACUAAUCAGAAUGUGCAGACUGUUGCGCUUGCUGCAUAUUUCAUGCAGAUGGAAGAUGUUUUCAGUAUGUGUCAGAAGUACAUGAUGGACCAUAUGGAUGUGUCCAACUGUGUGGGCAUCUACUACUUUGCAAGCCACAUUGGGGCAGAAGAUUUAUCUGAUCAAGCGAGGAAAUACUUAUAUCAGCAUUUUGCUGAGGUGAGCUUACAGGAAGAAAUAUUAGAGAUUGAAUUCCAUCAACUGUUGACUCUCAUAAAAUCAGAUGAUCUGAAUAUUUCCAGGGAGGAGAGCAUUCUGGAUCUUGUCAUUAGAUGGGUCAAGCACAGCAGAAAGUCACGUGUAGAGCACCUUAUUGAGCUCCUGAAGCAAGUGAGACUGGUACUUAUCAGCCCUUCCUUUCUCGUGGAAGCCCAGAAAAGGAACACAAUGAUCCUGUGCAAUUCAGAAUGCAAUGAUAUGUUUGAGGAAGCACUGAAAACCAUCAAACUAUCCAGCCACCCUUCUCUCAGCCUGCGGUAUGGCAUGGAGACUACUGAUCUCUUACUCUGCAUCGGCAACAAUUCUCUCGGCAUUAGGUCAAGACAUGGUAGCUAUGCAGAUGCCAGUUUUUGUUAUGCUCCUGCGACAAAAAAGACUUACUUCAUUUCCUCUCCAAAGUAUGGAGAAGGUUUAGGAUGUGUUUGCACUGGUGUUGUCACUGAGAAAAAUGAUAUUAUUGUGGCAGGAGAGGCAAGCGCCGUCAAAAUGUCUAGACAAAAGACCAGGAACAUCGAAAUUUAUAGAUACCACCCGCGAGGAAACCAGUUUUGGCACAGCCUGUGCACCACUCAGCUCCGUGAACUCUACGCAUUGGGCACUAUCCAGAACGAUCUCUAUGUAAUAGGAGGGCAAAUGAAAGUGAAAAAUCAGUAUCUGGUGACAAACUGUGUGGAGAAGUAUUCCAUGGAGCAAGGCACCUGGAGAAGCACAGCACCUCUUCCAGUACCAUUAGCCUGCCAUGUGGUGGUGACGGUGAAGAAUAAGCUCUAUGUGCUGGGUGGAUGGACACCACAGAUGGAUCUGCCUGACGAUGAGCCGGAUCGAUUAAGUAACAGAACGUUUCGGUACGACCCGGGCCAAGACAAAUGGACAGAAGGUGCGCCAAUGAAGUACUCCAAAUACCGCUUCAGUACAGCCGUAGUCAACAGUGAGAUUUAUGUCUUGG
Molecule: messenger RNA, 1492 nt
Organism: Cariama cristata (Red-legged seriema)
Lineage: Eukaryota; Metazoa; Chordata; Aves; Cariamiformes; Cariamidae
Gene: KBTBD12
Product: kelch repeat and BTB (POZ) domain containing 12
Exons: 3
Molecular function (GO): protein binding
Source: RefSeq, a predicted model, not a curated record